AUGGCUUAUGACCGAUAUGUGGCUAUCUGUGAUCCCUUGAACUAUGGAAGAGUGAUGAACAGGAGGUUCUGUUUCCAGCUAGCAACCAGUGCUUGGACUGGAGGCUUUUUGUAUGGAAUAGUUCACACCAGUUGCACAUUCCUUAUCUCCUUUUGCUCCAAUGUGAUCAAUCAGUUCUUUUGUGAAGUUCCUCAUCUUCUCAUACUUUCAUGUUCUAAUAUGUAUCUUGCUGAAAUUGGAGCUAUUGGUGUUUCUGCUGUUAUAAGUGCAGGUUGCUUUGCCUUCAUAGUUGUGUCUUAUAUUCAUAUUUUCAGAGCAGUAAUAGGUAUGACUUCCAUGGGUGGUAAAAGAAAAAUGUUUUCUACAUGCAUCCCCCACCUCACGGUUGUCUCCUUGUUUUUCGUUCUUGGAAUGUUCGAACAUCUAAAGCCAACCUCAAGUUCUCCAUCAAUCUCGGAUCUUGCUAUUUCAUUAAUGUAUUCUGUGAUACAGCCAACAAUGAAUCCAGUUAUUUAUACCAUGCGGAACAAGGAGAUUAAAGCAGCACUGUUUAAACUCUUUUCCAUUCAUUGUGUUUGA
Molecule: messenger RNA, 579 nt
Organism: Elgaria multicarinata webbii
Lineage: Eukaryota; Metazoa; Chordata; Lepidosauria; Squamata; Anguidae
Product: olfactory receptor 14A2-like
Exons: 1
Coding region: 1-579 (192 amino acids)
Biological process (GO): G protein-coupled receptor signaling pathway
Cellular component (GO): membrane
Molecular function (GO): olfactory receptor activity; odorant binding
Source: RefSeq, a predicted model, not a curated record